Messenger RNA from Brassica napus (rape), 4972 nucleotides. RefSeq names its product histone-lysine N-methyltransferase MEDEA. The coding region runs from base 1535 to 3529 and encodes 664 amino acids. The transcript is spliced from 17 exons. Gene Ontology annotation, molecular function: histone methyltransferase activity; protein binding. NCBI's taxonomy places the organism in Eukaryota, Viridiplantae, Streptophyta, Magnoliopsida, Brassicales, Brassicaceae. Gene Ontology annotation, biological process: chromatin remodeling. The record is from RefSeq and is a predicted model, not a curated record.
AAUGUAAAUAUUAUUAAUUUAUUAUUUAACGCUGUUGUAUUUAGUGGUUAACCAGUCAUAAAUAUCACGCAAACGCACCAAUUUCUAACUGCAGUACCAAUCGUACAAAUAUCUUAAAAUCACUUAAAACCGAAACCACCCGUAUCCGCAAAUUUCUGCAAUCGCAACCGCAACCGCAAUCAUUGCGGUUACACCAGUCAGGCCCUGAAUUAGGACCAGACUGAAAAUAAUGGUUACAGAGAAUUACUUUCUUGAAGCCAGCAUAUACGAUUUUUGUAAUGAUUUGGUUAAAUCUUUUUUUUUCUUGAACCCUUAGUUAACUCUAGGCAUGGACAUUCGGAUACCGAAUCAGAUUCGGAUUUCAGAUAUUUUGGAUAUAGGAAAAUUGGUAUCAUUUGGGUAUUAUAAAUAUUAGAUCGGGUUUGGUUUGGUGUUUGUCGGAUCCGGAUAUUAUCGGGUAUAUUAUCAAGGGCAAAACGGUAAGAAGCAGAAUCAUGUCUAUACCAACAUUAAAUUUUUGAGGACAUUAAUUCUUAUAUUCCGGUUAAUAUAGUACAAUGAUGUAAUAGAAAAGUGGAAGGGUGAUUCUUUAUUCCUUAGUUCUUUAAACACUUGAAAUAAACAGUUUAUUAUAAAUUUUACAUUCAUUUGAAAACAUAUUGAAAUUAGUGAGUGUUAUGAUAUUAACGAGAAUAUACCUCGUUGCUGAUUAAUGGGUAACUACUAACUACGGAUCAAUAGCCUGCAAUAUUGUUGUAUAUAUAAGUUGUUUAAUCGGGAAACGUAAUGGAGUGAGAAAAAUUGCGUUUCGUGCAUGCAUUUUCAUAAAAUACAAAUACAUAAUGAAUCAGUACGUAGAUUCAUGCAUGAAAACAAUAUUUACAUAAACAACGAUAUAUUCACAAUUUCUUUUCUUUUUUUAUUGGUUCAAGAGAUAUGGACUCUAAAUGAUACAAAAGGCGAAACCAAUACUCAGUAAAAUAUAAUGUUUGACAGGCUAAUAAUAAUUUACGCUGUCAAGCGUUUGAUCCUAUCACAAUAUCACGUACAAUGUUUUUAAACUUGAAAUGAUAAGACCCCAUUAAUUUGAGAGUCAAUUCAACAACCAUACAUAUAUUAAGUAUUAUAUGUCUAAAUAAAAAUUUCUUAAUAUUUUAAUAUUUCCUUCCUUUUUAUUCAUUGACUUUCAUAUAUCCAUAUAAUAUUCCUGUUAAUUUUUUCUUUUUGACUCUUCUUAGUUCUUACUAUUUAAAUGAGAUGUGAUACCUUCCAACAACAUAUAACAAAAACAAUUGAAAACAAGAGGCGAGGGGAUACUAAUGGAGAGGGUAAAUUUACUAGUUACAUGUUCUUUCUUUUCAUUAUCUAACUUUUUUGACGAGGAAUCGAAGAUCAUUUGAUAAGUCCAUCUAAAUAAGAUUUUAUGUUAAUUUUUUUUUCUGAUAGAUUUCAUGUUGUUCGUCUCAUGAUUCACUAAAUUUCUGAGAAGCCAGCACCAAAAGAAUGUUGUGGAUUUUACUUGGUCUUUGUGUUAAUGCUUUUUCGCGGUUUUGUUCAGGAAAGUCAUGAAGGUGAGAAUUUGCCUCCGGAACUGAAUCAAAUCAAGGAACAAAUUGAAAGAGAAAGGUUUCUGCACAUUCAGAAAUCAUUUGCGGAUAGACCAAAUGUGGUUACUCAUGUUGCAUAUCAUCAUUCUCUUGCCUCAACCCGGGGUGCUGGAGUAAAUAAUGAUGGAGGGGACAACAAUAUGCUUUCUUUGAGAAUAAAAAAACCUCUUCAUGUUUUCAAAUAUAAUCCUCCGGAAGAAUUUACAUCUCCAAUUCCCAAGAAACAAGUUAUCAAGCUUCCAAUUGUUAAACAGCUACCUCGAGCCAUUACCUGGGUCUUCACGGAUAGUAAUAAGCUAAUGGCUGAAAGUGAUUCUGUGAUCGGUAAGAAACAAAUAAUUUAUGUCAAUGGCCAGGCAGAGGAAUUGAGCAGCGACGACGAAGAAGAUGAAGAAGAAACCGAGAAAGAAAAACUGGAAUUCUCCAAAGAUGCAGAUUGGUUUAUAUGGGAGGUUGGGCAAAAACAUAAUUUAGAUGACCUGGUGGUGCAAAGUGCUCUCUCCAAGUUCUUUGAAUUAGAUGUUUCAGAUAUCUUGGAGAGAUACAAUGAUCUCAAGAAGCUUAAGAUCAAUGAAGGAGAUACUGGUGAAGUUUCUGAUGUACGCAUAUUUACUUCUUCUCCGGAGACUACUGAAAGGCGUUUUUGCCGUCGUUGCUUGAGAUUCGAUUGUCGUGUGCAUGAAGAAUAUCAGCCUGAGAUUUAUACUAAAGAAAACCAAUCUAAUUUGUUUGAGAAGGAGGAUGUUAGAAAACAGUGCAGUAACCAUUGCUACCUUAAGCUAAAGGGUGUCACAGAAGCUGAUCAUAUGGUGGAUAAUGAUAACUAUGUAUCAAACAAGAAAGGGAAGAAUGUGGUCUCAGAGAUGUCUCAAGCAUACAAUGAGUGGACGUCUGUAGAGAUGGAUCUUUACCUCAAAGGAGCUAAACUCUUUGGUAGAAACAGUUGUCUUAUUACAAGAAACGUACUUCCCGGACUUAAGACGUGUUUAGAGGUUUACAAUUACAUGCAUGAGCAAGAUCAAUGUAAAAUGUUACUAGAACAUGAAGAAACUUCAGAAACAGACAAUCAGGUUAAUAAAGAGACAUCGCGAAAAAAACCUAGGUUGGUCCGGAAAAAAGUCAAACAUCAAAAGCAUAUUUGUUAUCCGGCUGCUAUAAAAAAUACAAUGAACGAAAUAGAGAAGUCAUAUAAGCAGUACACACCAUGCACUUGCGAGCCGGUAUGUGGAGAUCAAUGCCCUUGUUUCCGUAAUGGAAAUUGCUGUGAGAUAUAUUGCGGGUGUCCAAAGACAUGCAACAAUCGCUUUGGAGGAUGUAACUGUACAAAGGGUCAAUGUAUAAACCGAAAAUGUCCUUGCUUUUCCAAUUUUCGCGAAUGCAAUCCAGAUCAAUGUCGGAGUUGUUCGCUUAGUUGUGGAGAUGGCCAUGGCUCUCUUGGUGAGACAUCCAAGACAAGCGAAUGCAAGAACAUGCAAUUCCUCCUUAAGAAACAUAAAAAGAUUCUCCUUGGAAUGUCUAAUGUUCAUGGAUGGGGUGCAUUUACACGGCACUCUCUUAAACAAAAUGAGUUUCUCGGAGAAUAUACUGGAGAAUUGGUCUCCGUCGAUGAAGCAGAGGAACGUGAGAGAGCAGAUCACAAGCUUGGUUAUUCCUACCUCUUUAACUUGAAUGAUAAGUUCGUCAUUGAUUCUCGCCGUCAAGGAAACAAGUUUAGAUUUCUCAAUCACUCAUCAAAUCCUAACUGCUGCGCCAAGUUGAUGAUUGUUAAAGGAGAUCAGAGGAUUGGAUUAUUUGCUGGUAAAGCUAUCAGAGAAGGUGAGGAGCUGUUCUUCGAAUAUAAACCAGGAGAAGCGGAUAGGUCUCCUAGCAUAUCUAGCGACAGUGGUAGCUCGAAGUCAGAGAACAGCAGUUCAUCUACUUAGACUUGAAUCUGAGGAAGAUCGACACAAAGCAGUCGCUUUUGGAUUCUAAUGCUAUUUUGCGUAACUAAACCAAAUUUUGAAGUAUUAUGUUUUAUUGUUUUAAGGUUUUGUCUGUCUCAUGUCUUUAACUCUUGAAGUUUCCUUUCGACUAUUUUUUCUCAACAUUAUAGCCAAAUGUUGAUGUUGCUCGUCCUCCUCCAAACUACCAUCUUCUUAAUCAGAUCCCUAUUAAAAUUUCGAAGUGCGUACGUACCAACCAUUGUCAGACGACUCAGACCAAAACGAAUUGAUGAAUAACCCACUAACAAUCCGAAUUAUAAAAGAUAAACCUAUGAUUAAACUAAACUUUUUGUCACGUGCAGUUCCAUUAAGAUCUUUAAGUAAACAGUACAAAAUAAGCGAUUGAAAUUCACGAGUGAAAACACUGAUGAGAGUCUCCAGCUAGAUCUUUAUGGUCGUAUAAUUACACUGCGUGAGUGUGGUUAGUCGUUGGUGGCAACGUGCAUUGUCGUUGGAUUGGAUAAACAUCAACUUCUUUGGGGCCACUUCCUCGACCACUCGCCCAACUUGUUUUUCUCUUUUCCGUAUAACAUAAUUAAAAGUAACAAAAAUCAUAGAAAAAUAAUAAUAAUAAUAAUAGGAUGCGACUAAUCCAAAUUCGAUGAUCUGCUACGACAAAAAACAAUAAUUCGAUGAUACAAAUCAUGUCACAGUUUCACAAAUAUCUUCCCAUUUUCAAAAUAAUUGAAGUUGGAUGAUUUGUGGAUGUCAUGCUUUCGCUAUCAAAAGGAAGAAACCUUAACUUAAGUAUGGCUAGGCAUGAACAGAUAUUUAUGAACCUAGGAAUGAACAAUCGAACCGAAAAACAAAGAGAUUUGGUUUAGUUAUAUAUCAAUAGAAUCAAGAAAUGAAACCGAACAAGAAUCGAAUAAAGACUAAAAUUUCUAUGAUAUAAUUUAUACACUUACAUAUAUUAACUAUUUAGUUUUAAAAUAAUUAAAUAAUUUAAAUAUUAAUUAUAAACUGAAAUAUCCAAAACUAAUCAUCAGAAUUUUUUAUCUGAAAUAUUUAUAAUUAUUUGAAUCAUCCAAAAUUUUAAAAAUUGAUAUGUAAUUUUGACACCCAAAUUAACUAAAAACUGUAAUUGAAUAAGAUCCAAAUUUAUCUUGGAUAAUAGCCUUUAAAUAUCCGAAUGAAUAAUAAAUUUCUAGAACAGAAUCAAGAACAAGAACUCAAUGACCAUGGCUAAGUAUGACUGUGCACAUGAUUGACUGGUGAUCAAUCUACACUAAUCAAAUUGGUUUUGCCCUCUUGUUACAUACUUAAAAUAUAUAUACACACACAAAUAUUUGUAUAGAUUUUGGUCACUUUCCACAAUCUUUAUGCAUAAGCCAAUGAAUCUAACAAGAAAAAAGCCUCCAAUGGUCCCCCCCCCCCCCCCCC